Vitis vinifera (wine grape) is the source of this 2076-nucleotide messenger RNA. Its product is annotated as protein RETICULATA-RELATED 1, chloroplastic. NCBI's taxonomy places the organism in Eukaryota, Viridiplantae, Streptophyta, Magnoliopsida, Vitales, Vitaceae. Gene Ontology annotation, biological process: plant organ development. The record is from RefSeq and is a predicted model, not a curated record. Gene Ontology annotation, cellular component: chloroplast inner membrane. The transcript has 8 exons. Bases 175 to 1770 code for a protein of 531 amino acids.
CACAUUCGGAUUGGGUUGUUACCAUACCUCGAGUCCCCAUCAAAACCCCCGAGCUACUCUCACCUCAAACCCUCUUUCUCUCUCUAGAAUCUCCCAAAGAGAGUCCCUCUCUCCCCAAUUUUCCCAUGAUUUUCUGAUCACCAGUUUUCCCUCCAUCCAAACAUCCCCAAGAAAAUGUCUCACUCCGUUUUCGCUCCCCAAAUCAUGCCUGUCGCCCCCACGAAGACCAUCUACUCGUCAAACCCCCUCUUGCCCAUUCACACUCUCAGUUCUCUCCGCCCCGCCGCCGCCUCCGCCUCCGCCUUCGCCAAGCGUCGGAGCCUGGCGGUGAGGGCUUCGUCAUCGGCUUUGGUCGAUGGCGACUCUGUUGCGUUGUUGGAGCGGUGUUUCUUGGCGGACUCGGCUUCGGUCCCGUCUUCAUCGGCUUCAGCGAUGCCCCUUCCAGUUAUGAAAGGGAAGUACGGUUCUUUUGGGGCGGUGACGUUGGAGAAAUCGAAGCUUGAUUUGUCGCAGAAGCAGUCAAGGUUGAGUCCUGAGACUGCUAUUGGUGGUGGUGGUGGAGACAUCGGAAAGAGAAUCAAUAAUGGUGGUGGUGAUGGAGGUGAUGAUGAUGGUGAUGAUGAUGAUUACUUUGACGACUUCGAUGAUGGUGAUGAGGGAGAUGAAGGUGGACUAUUUAGGCGGCGCCUUGUUCUUGAAGAGCUGUUUGACCGGAAAUUUGUGGAUGCGGUUUUAAAUGAGUGGCAGAAGACAAUGAUGGAUUUGCCUGCUGGGCUCCGUCAAGCUUAUGAAAUGGGUUUGGUCAGCUCGGCUCAAAUGGUAAAAUUCCUAGCAAUCAAUGCCAGACCAACCACUGCUAGGUUUAUAUCUCGAACACUUCCCCAAGGAAUGUCUAGGGCAUUUAUUGGCAGGAUGAUAGCAGAUCCAGCUUUUGCAUAUAGGCUUCUUCUAGAACAGGUUACCACAAUUGGCUGCUCUGUGUGGUGGGAGUUGAAGAAUCGCAAAGAGAGGAUAAAGCAGGAAUGGGAUCUGGCACUUAUUAACGUGCUCACAGUAUCAGCAUGCAAUGCUAUUGUAGUUUGGUCUCUUGCUCCUUGCCGUUCGUAUGGCAAUACUUUUCGGUUUGAUUUGCAAAAUACGUUGCAGAAGCUUCCAAACAACAUAUUUGAAAAGAGCUAUCCGCUUAGGGAAUUUGACUUGCAGAAGAGAAUUCACUCGUUCUUCUACAAGGCUGCUGAGUUCUGUAUGGUUGGAUUAACUGCUGGAGCAGCACAAGGUGCUUUGACAAAUUUUGCUGCCAGUAAAAAGAAGGAUAGGUUAUCUGUCACAAUCCCAACUGUGAGUACAAAUGCUCUUGGUUAUGGUGCAUUCCUUGGGCUCUAUGCAAACUUACGAUAUCAGCUAUUGUGUGGAGUUGAUAGAGUGAUGAUCAACCAUUUUGACGUUAUUGGAGUGGCUCUGUUCUUUAGCACAGCUUUGAGGAUUUUGAAUGUUCAAUUAGGGGAGACAUCAAGGCUGGCUUGGCUCGGGGUGGAGGCAGAUCCACUGGCCCAGUCAGACAACCUCUUGAAGGCGUACAACAGGCCUUCUGAGGGUGCUGCUGAGUCAUCUUCAAAAUGGUUUAUAUCAAAGAAGGCCAUUGUUUCUGGGCUUGGACUCCUCGGCAUCAAACAGGGGACAGGUGAUUCUGUUGCUAAUCAGGAAUCAUCACCUCCCAAGGCACGAAGAAAGAGGGUCAUCAGGAAGAAGGUCACCACAACUUCUGCGUAGUUUACCCGAUCUAAUCACCAUGACCAAACAAUUUUGCAGCCUGAUAAGAAAAUGCGGGAAGAGCUUGCAUGUCAAAUCCUGAGCAGAAAGAAGAGCUGAGAGAGAUGGUGAUCCAGGCUGCUAAGGUGGAAGUCACUGAAAGCCAUACAUUCAACAGUUCUUAGGAGAAUAUUGGGGGAGAUUUCUUGAAAUUUUUUUUUUCCUUUCUCAUUCCCUUGUUUUGAUUCUUAACUAGUUUGUUAGACACUGUGUCCCAAAUUCCAUAUUCAUCUUCCAAAUAAGAUGGGAGGUUUAUUGUUGUGCUCA